Cutaneotrichosporon oleaginosum is the source of this 450-nucleotide messenger RNA. The record is from RefSeq and is a predicted model, not a curated record. Lineage: Eukaryota; Fungi; Basidiomycota; Tremellomycetes; Trichosporonales; Trichosporonaceae.
AUCAGCAUCAUCAGCAGCUACAUUGGCGUGCAGGGAUCGGUGCCUCAUCAGGACAUGGCCAUCGCGACAGCAGUGCUGAACCUAAUCUCCUCAAUCGGCAGCUCUAUCACUGUUGCGAUCUCAAGCGCUGUCUGGAAUAAGGAGGUGCCGGCAAACCUUGAGCGUUAUGUCGGCGACAUUUACAACGCCACUGGUCGCGCAGAGAUCUUCGGCUCCAUCUACAUCGCUCGUCUGGCUGAGCCCCGCCCCCUUAUCCAGCAGGCCUAUAUGGAAUCAACCAGGGGUCUCUUCCUUGCCGGUCUUAUUGUCAGCUUUGGGUCCAUCAUCGCGGGCGUCUUUGCUCGGAACUUCUACCUGACCUCGGCGCACAACGCUGUUGAGCCGCACAAGAUCAUUUCUAUGAGCAAGAAGGAUGAUGAUGAGAGUCACGAUCACAAGGCGGGUUGGUAA